AAAAUGUUGGUUUAAGUUUCGCCGUCACCACUCAAAACAAUGAAUUUUCUUCAUCUCCUUCUCCUAUAAUAAAACAGCGACUCUAUCUUCUCAACAAGAGUCACCUAAAUCAACAAAAAUGAACGCCCAAUUUAGCUUAUAAAGCUAAAUUAUAUCCAAUAAUCUGAAAAAUUAUUCAUUCAAUUCGGUGAUGCUUGGAGUAUUCUGUGCACGUCCUAAGCCUUGGCUCUUUGCAUCACUCUGUUUAUCUCACGCCCACGGCUCAGCGCCAUCGGGCUAUAGCAGACUCAUUACUAGUCCUACAAAAUCAGUAUUAGUCGGAUUAGAUCAGUUACAGAGUCGACAUCAUUCUAGUCAUUGUGUUAUUGGAGCAUCUUUAAAUCGAGGUGGUGCUGCCUCAAUAUGGCAUGCGAUUCUACCUGCUGGGAGGAGAAAUAAGGAUGUAAAGCGGCGUAAUAAUAAUAAUAACAAUAAUAAUACGGUGUUUCAUCAUCACCAUCAUUAUGAGCUUGCUAAGAAAGGUGAAGGGUCUUGGAAUGUGGCUUGGGAUUCUAGACCAGCGAGAUGGUUACAUAAUCCUGAUUCUGCUUGGCUAUUGUUUGGUGUUUGCUCGUGUUUAGCAGCGCCAUCUAUUGAUCUGCAGGACGUCAAUUCUGAUGUAGCUGUUUCGACUGAUAAGAAGUCUGUAAAUUUAGAUGACGGUGAUCAGAACUCUGCUAACUAUAGAGUCACUGGGGUUCCGGCGGAUGGGAGAUGUCUAUUUAGAGCGAUAGCACACAUGGCUUGUUUGAGAAAUGGGGAGGAAGCACCUGAUGAGAAUCGACAGAGAGAACUUGCUGAUGAAUUAAGAGCUCAGGUUGUUGACGAGCUGUUAAAGAGGCGAAAAGAAGCUGAAUGGUUUAUUGAAGGGGAUUUUGAUGCAUACGUAAAAAGAAUUGAAAAGCCAUAUGUGUGGGGAGGUGAACCAGAGCUACUAAUGGCUUCUCAUGUUCUCAAGUCCUCGAUUUCUGUCUAUAUGGUAGAUAGAAGCUCUGGCAGUUUAAUCAAUAUAUCAAAUUAUGGCGAAGAAUAUAGGAAGGAGGGGGAGAGUCCGAUUAAUGUCCUGUUUCAUGGUUAUGGUCACUAUGACAUAUUGGAGACAAUUUCAAAGAAGGUUCACCAGAAAUUAGAAGAAUAAAAGCAGGGUAUGAUGCCCUUAGAGACAUAGUCUUGAUUAAAUUUUCAUAAAAGGUAGUUAGCAACGACGAUCAAUUUAAAUUGAUAAGAAGUUCAGUUAUCCCAUUAACAAACAUCUUCUUUCAGGUGCAGUCAAUUUGUUGAGAUGACGUUUUCCUAAAAAGCUUGUUUUAAUUUUGUAGAUUCUCUUGUUGCCUUGUCCAGGAUGUUAGUUGAAGAAAUUAGAGUCAGUCCUCAGUAUUUAUUAAUUACCUGAUAAUUCUGGAUGUACUUGGAGUUUGGCUCCAGACUGAAUGUUGAUUUAUUAAUAAUGUGCAGCAAUGGAAAUAUGACACUGAAUUCUCUGAA
Messenger RNA from Lycium ferocissimum, 1524 nucleotides. RefSeq lists its product as uncharacterized. The record is from RefSeq and is a predicted model, not a curated record. The coding region runs from base 191 to 1177 and encodes 328 amino acids. NCBI's taxonomy places the organism in Eukaryota, Viridiplantae, Streptophyta, Magnoliopsida, Solanales, Solanaceae. The transcript is spliced from 5 exons. Gene Ontology annotation, molecular function: cysteine-type deubiquitinase activity. Gene Ontology annotation, biological process: protein deubiquitination.